AGCUGUCGAAGUGAAUGCAAGUCAUCUCUUCCAUCACAUUGUCAUGGCGUCAUUUAAAAUUCCUCUGACCCUCGCGGUGCUGCUGAUGGCCUUCAUCGCUAUAGCAGUGGCCGUACCUGGUGGAUUUGGUCACCACGGCGGACACAGCUUUAGCCACCACAGCGGACAUGGUUUUGGCCAUGGUAAUGGUGGAUACGGCAAAGGCCACGGAUUCAAAGGAGGAUUCGGCGGGGGUGGAUUUGGGAAAGGAUUCGGAGGAGGAUUUGGCCACGGGCAUGGUGGUGGCUAUGGCCACUAAGUGAGGCCGAAGAGUUAUUGUGUUCUUGUUAUUUCAUUACGCAUGCUAUUAAGGGAAUGAAACGAGCAAGUGUGCAAAUUCAGCCUAACUCCUACCUUAAAACAAACUGGUGUCAUGGUUGAGCUUUUUAUCAUGAUACUGGAAUAAAUAAUUUUUGAGAUCACAGAUACAAUAUGAGUAUCUUCUUAAAGUUUCAACUACUGACACUGAUCAGUGGGUUAUCGCAAUUGUGUUCAGUUGGCAGUUGCGUUGGGUAUUGUACCCGGGCUUUAGAGAGUCAGUUUUAAAGUUUGAGCUACUUGUGUAUGGAGUUGGAUAAAUGAAUAUAAACGAUAAAUGUUAA
Hyalella azteca is the source of this 641-nucleotide messenger RNA. Its product is annotated as glycine-rich protein 3. The record is from RefSeq and is a predicted model, not a curated record. The transcript is spliced from 2 exons. Lineage: Eukaryota; Metazoa; Arthropoda; Malacostraca; Amphipoda; Hyalellidae. Bases 44 to 298 code for a protein of 84 amino acids.